UUCUUUCUUCAUAUUUUGCGGGAAUCCCUCCAGCCCAUUGCUGCAGCUUUACAGCAGCUGGUUCCCAGUGAACUGGGAGUUUUAAGUGUGCCCCUGUGGUCAGUAUGUUUGUUAAAUAGGUGGACUCUAGAAAGGAGUUCCCAAAUGCUCUUACUGGAAUGCAGGGGGUGGGCAGAGAACCCUGAGGCUGCACUGGGGAUCUGUCUAAUCUCGCUGUGCUCAGUCUUCCUGUGUGUUAAAUAGGGAGCCUGCCCGCCUCCCCCAGGGUGGUUUCCCAGCCAAGUGGCCACAUGCUUUCUGCAGAAGGGCUGGUAAGUGGGCUGCCCUGUGGAGUGGGCAAGCUUUGGCUCCCAGCUAGAUUUGAGGUGGAAUUUUGGACAAUGGUAGAAUUUUCAUUGUCUUCUUCCGCUGACCCCUGGGUCCUAGGAAAGCCAGGCCACCCUGCGCUAACCCCCUCCUAUGGGUCCGUUUUAGGUUGAACCAUGAUUCCAGUGACAGAGCUCCGCUACUUUGCGGACACGCAGCCAGCAUACCGGAUCCUGAAGCCGUGGUGGGAUGUGUUCACGGACUAUAUCUCUAUCGUCAUGCUGAUGAUCGCCGUCUUCGGGGGGACGCUGCAGGUCACCCAAGACAAGAUGAUCUGCCUGCCUUGUAAGUGGGUCACCAAGGACUCCUGCAAUGACUCGUUCCGGGGCUGGGCAGCCCCUGGCCUGGAGCCCACCUACCCCAACUCCACCAUUCUACCGACCCCUGACACGGGCCCCACAGGCAUCAAGUAUGACCUGGAUCGGCACCAGUACAACUACGUGGAUGCCGUGUGCUAUGAGAACCGGCUGCACUGGUUCGCCAAGUACUUCCCCUACCUGGUGCUUCUGCACACGCUCAUCUUCCUGGCCUGCAGCAACUUCUGGUUCAAAUUCCCGCGCACCAGCUCGAAGCUAGAGCACUUUGUGUCUAUCCUGCUGAAGUGCUUCGACUCGCCCUGGACCACGAGGGCUCUGUCAGAGACGGUGGUGGAGGAGAGCGACCCCAAGCCGGCCUUCAGCAAGAUGAAUGGCUCCAUGGACAAGAAGUCAUCAACUGUCAGUGAGGACGUGGAGGCCACCGUGCCCAUGCUGCAGAGGACCAAGUCACGGAUCGAGCAGGGUAUUGUGGACCGCUCAGAGACAGGUGUGCUGGACAAGAAGGAAGGGGAGCAGGCCAAGGCGCUGUUUGAGAAGGUAAAGAAGUUCCGGACUCACGUGGAGGAGGGGGACAUUGUAUACCGCCUCUACAUGCGGCAGACCAUCAUCAAGGUGAUCAAGUUCAUCCUCAUCAUCUGCUACACCGUCUACUACGUGCACAACAUCAAGUUCGACGUGGACUGCACUGUGGACAUUGAGAGCCUGACGGGCUACCGCACUUACCGCUGUGCCCACCCCCUGGCCACACUCUUCAAGAUCCUGGCGUCCUUCUACAUCAGCCUAGUCAUCUUCUACGGCCUCAUCUGUAUGUACACACUGUGGUGGAUGCUACGGCGCUCCCUCAAGAAGUACUCGUUCGAGUCGAUCCGCGAGGAGAGCAGCUACAGCGACAUCCCCGACGUCAAGAACGACUUCGCCUUCAUGCUGCACCUCAUCGACCAAUACGACCCGCUCUACUCCAAGCGCUUCGCCGUCUUCCUGUCGGAGGUGAGCGAAAACAAGCUGCGGCAGCUGAACCUCAACAACGAGUGGACGCUGGACAAGCUCCGGCAGCGGCUCACCAAGAACGCGCAGGACAAGCUGGAGCUGCACCUGUUCAUGCUCAGCGGCAUCCCCGACACCGUGUUUGACCUGGUGGAGCUGGAGGUCCUGAAGCUGGAGCUGAUCCCCGACGUGACCAUUCCACCCAGCAUUGCCCAGCUCACAGGCCUCAAGGAGCUGUGGCUCUACCACACAGCGGCCAAGAUUGAGGCGCCUGCGCUGGCCUUCCUGCGCGAGAACCUGCGGGCGCUGCACAUCAAGUUCACCGACAUCAAGGAGAUCCCGCUGUGGAUCUACAGCCUGAAGACGCUGGAGGAGCUGCACCUGACGGGCAACCUGAGCGCGGAGAACAACCGCUACAUCGUCAUUGACGGGCUGCGGGAGCUCAAACGCCUCAAGGUGCUGCGGCUGAAAAGCAACCUGAGCAAGCUGCCGCAGGUGGUCACAGAUGUGGGCGUGCACCUGCAGAAGCUGUCCAUCAACAACGAGGGCACCAAGCUCAUCGUCCUCAACAGCCUCAAGAAGAUGGCGAACCUGACUGAGCUGGAGCUGAUCCGCUGUGACCUGGAGCGCAUCCCCCACUCCAUCUUCAGCCUCCACAACCUGCAGGAGAUUGACCUCAAGGACAACAACCUCAAGACCAUCGAGGAGAUCAUCAGCUUCCAGCACCUGCACCGCCUCACCUGCCUUAAGCUGUGGUACAACCACAUCGCCUACAUCCCCAUCCAGAUCGGCAACCUCACCAACCUGGAGCGCCUCUACCUGAAUCGCAACAAGAUCGAGAAGAUCCCCACCCAGCUCUUCUACUGCCGCAAGCUGCGCUACCUGGACCUCAGCCACAACAACCUGACCUUCCUCCCCGCUGACAUCGGCCUCCUGCAGAACCUCCAGAACCUGGCCAUCACAGCCAACCGGGUGAGUGGCCCGGCCAUGGCUCUGCGUGUGGGCUGGCGGGCAGCCUGGCCGGCAGGGUCAGUGUCCUGGGACCAUCGAUGCCCUUGAGUGUGGAGUCCUCACCGGGGGUUUACAGAACCACCCAGGAUAGAAGCUCUGUUCAAGAGACAGACUCCUGGGGCCCCAUCCCAGGCCUGCUGAAUCCAAAUCUCUGGGCCUGCGGCCUGUCUUUGCUCCACAAUGUUGUAGUUCUCCUGCCUGGAGAGACUGUAUGGCCAGGCAAGAUCUGUCCCCCAAGGUGACCUUGAGCUGAGUUCCUCUUCAGCAGGGAUGUGCGUGGGCAGGAGGUCUGAACCCAGGGGUUCUCUCGCAAAGCUGGGUGGUGGGAGUCAAGACUUAGCCUGGAGCUUAUGUCUUCCUCAACUUGUUCCCAGUCGGAUUUGGAGGCAAGGAGCCAAUCCAGGUCCACCCAGGACAGUGUGGUUGGCCAGUGCUGGCUGAGGGGAAGCCUCAGAUGGUCUCUACAGCUCCCAGCAUCACUCACACACCUUUCUCUGCUACAUUUGGUGGUGCCAAAGGCAGAGUUGGGCUUAGAUGGGGCUAGCUUGUCACUGCCUGUCUUUCUGAAAAGGAAAUUGUGCAAAUCAUUGUCACUGGGAGUUUGAGAGGCCACACCUUUGACAUACUUUUAAGACUGUUGGUGGCCUGUAGGUGCCAGUCUCUUACCUGGCUGGGGAAGGCCCUAUCCAAGGGCCCCUUGGUGGAGGCAGGCAGUGUGGAUGGAGGGCUGGGUACUCCUGUGGCUCUGUGGUCUGGCCUCCGAAAUGGAAACAAAGCCACUGCCAUUGUGGGGAACGUCCCUCUUCCACCCCUUCUGGGGACCUGCAGGUCUUCCUGGGCCUCACAUCCAGGUAGAGAUUUCCGUAGUGAGAUACGUGGUGGAGGAAGCCUGAGGCCAGGGGCUGGGAGACAGAAGGGAGAGCCAAGUCAGUCACCACUUCUGCCCUCGACACAGCAGCAGCUGUUGUGCCGGGGCCCCUGUGAACUUCACUAGGGAUGCCACCAGGUUCAAGAGGCUAAAGAAGAGACCCGGAGUUGACCAGGCACAAUGGGUCACACCUAUAAUCCGAGCACUUAGGGGAGCCAAGGUGGGACAGUCACUUGAGCUCAGGAGUUCGAGACCAGCCUGGGCAACAUAGGGAAACCCCAUAUCUACCAAAAAUACAGAAAUGAUCC
Molecule: messenger RNA, 3854 nt
Organism: Piliocolobus tephrosceles (Ugandan red Colobus)
Lineage: Eukaryota; Metazoa; Chordata; Mammalia; Primates; Cercopithecidae
Gene: LRRC8A
Product: leucine rich repeat containing 8 VRAC subunit A
Exons: 1
Coding region: 483-2726 (747 amino acids)
Biological process (GO): cyclic-GMP-AMP transmembrane import across plasma membrane; aspartate transmembrane transport; monoatomic anion transmembrane transport
Cellular component (GO): monoatomic ion channel complex; plasma membrane; cytoplasm
Molecular function (GO): protein binding
Source: RefSeq, a predicted model, not a curated record